Molecule: messenger RNA, 8892 nt
Organism: Malassezia pachydermatis
Lineage: Eukaryota; Fungi; Basidiomycota; Malasseziomycetes; Malasseziales; Malasseziaceae
Product: cytoplasmic dynein heavy chain 1
Exons: 1
Coding region: 1-8892 (2963 amino acids)
Biological process (GO): microtubule-based movement
Cellular component (GO): dynein complex
Molecular function (GO): dynein intermediate chain binding; ATP hydrolysis activity; ATP binding
Source: RefSeq, a predicted model, not a curated record
AUGGACGACGGGGAUGGGCAUGUGCCCAUUGUGGACAUAGACGUGGGCGAACUCCGCAAGUAUUUGGAGGCUCUGCUCCCUAUUGUCCUAGGCACCGACUCUGCAUCGGUCGCCUCGAUAUGGUCGCAGACGCGUACAGAAGACUAUGCCAAAACAUUUUUGCAAGACAACACAGUGCCAGUCCUUUUUGUCGAUCAGGUGGCAGAAGAAGAAGGUGCUGUCCAUUAUACCAUUGCACAAAAACCAACGUGGUCCGGCAAUCAAAGCUCUGUCGUGGCCCUGAUGAAGCGGCAAGCCACGUUGGACGCUCACGUACCGCUAGCGUCACAAAUACGUGUGGUCACUUUGCUUGGCGCUUGGUCUUCCGAUGUUUCGAAUCCGGAUGCAGUCCACCUCUUAGAAACACCGUAUGAAGCGCUAGAGCACGUCCUACACAACGUUAUGGCGCCAUGGGUCGAUGCCUACGUGGAGGGGCACCCUGAGGACAGGGAAGAAGAGAGUAAGACAGGCGCGCCUCUUGUCCGACGUAAGCUGUCUGAAUUGGAAUGGAGCUUGCGGCAUGUACAGCAACAUAUGGAGAUCCCACAGGUGGUUCUAAAUGUACAUCCCAUCAUCGAAGCCACAUGUGAACGUGUGGGUGACGAUGUCAGUGCGAAUGAUCUAGAGCCUGCAUCGUUGCUGGAAGACGAUGCGUUUAUCAAUCGGUUGCAUGCAGAUAUGAAUGGCUGGGUUCGUGCGGUACAGACAGUGACCAAACUGGAUCGUGAUGCCUCGUCAGGCACAGCACUUCAAGAGGCCAACUUUUGGGCGGCGAUGGAAAAUGCCUUGGACUCCAUGGACCGACAAUUGCAUGCGCCAGCCAUUACAUUGACACUGGAUGUGCUGACGCGCGCCAAACGAUUCCAUGCCACUGUGUCGUUCCAUGCCGAUACAGGCCUGAAGGAUUGCAUGGAGAAAGUGCAUGGCUACAAUACGCUGCUUAAGGAUCUGCCGCUGAAUGAUGUCGUGUCAGCCACGACCUUGGAAGGUCUAGCGGAAGCACAACGUACGGUCCUUGUCACGUUUACGAAGAAGCUGCGUGUAAGUACCUACCCCAUUCGCCGUUCGCUGGACUUUGUCGAGGCGCUAGGCCGUGAUGUGCGUGAUGCUCUCCUGAAAGUGCUGGGAAGCAUGAAACUCAUGCAACUCGUCUACACCACAUUUGCUGCGACCAUGGCCAUCGUCGACGAAAUGCUGGACGAAUGGGAAGAGAAUGUGAAAGAGUUUGUAUAUGUGGCGCGCAAUAUUACUCGCAAGCGUGGCGACAAGUUUAUUCCCAUCAAGAUUACGUCCCCCUUCAUGGCAUUACGUGCGCGAUUGGCCUACAUUGGCCGUCUUCGUCGUGCACAUGAAGAACUAGUGGAGAUGGUGCAUGUGGGUCGUUAUGGCAAGGCUCAGGGCGUAGAGGGCUCUGUGCAGGACAUUGAGCAUGCACUGGAUGGGCUACGUCAUAUUGAUGUGCUGGAUACGAGCGACAAAGGCACAGCGGCGCUGAGCGAAGCAGAGACCCACUACAAUGAGCGCGUUUCGCAUGUGGAGACUCGUCUCAUUGAGCAGCUACGUCAGCUCCUUCGGGAUGCACGAUCAGCGCGUGAGCGACUUCGUAUCUUGGCGCAUUUCAAUCGACUGUUUGUCCGGCCUCGCGUUCGUGCUGCUGUACAAGAGUAUCAAACGGUUCUCCUGCAAAGUGUGCGUACAGACCUUGACGCGUUGCGACGCAAGUUUCAGCAAGGGUACCGCCACUCAGAUGCCCACCUUGUGGGCCAGCUGCGACACCAAGCUGAAAUUGUAGGCGCUAUUGUUUGGGUCAGCGAAAUGGAGCGACAACUCCAACUGUAUCGGCAGCGUGUCCAGGAUGCGCUGGGAGAUGGCUGGACGGACCAUGUGGAGGGACAACGGCUGUAUGCCGAAAGCGAGGCGUUCCUGCAGCAGCUCGAUCCCCGCAAGUUGGUGUAUGCCUGGGCCCAGGAUAUGGGCCAUAGGGCCUCUCUGCCGCAGGGAUAUGUCCUUCAAGUGGUAUCGACGCGAGAUGGUGACGAAGAGCACAAAGCCUCGUCCGAUAAGCUUCUUGUGCAGUACGAUGCGCAUACGUUUGCACUUGCGGACGAAGCCCAUGCGCUAAUGAUGCUGGGCCAGGUGAUUCCACAAGCCCUGGUCAGCCUAUCGCGGGAUGCGCGCCGUCUCUUUCCGUACGUGCUGGCUCUGGACAGUGCCCUACACACCCUGCACAAAGUCACGUCCAGUUUGGCUUCGGUGCCUAUGAUGGCGUCUCUAUUGGCUCAGGCGCAGCUGGACACGCGAACGCACCUGGAAACGCUAAUGCUCUGCCGCUGGGAGCACCUACUUGAAGGUGCGAAUGGGUACGAAAACGAGUAUGUGACGGCGGUGGAUGCGCUGGGGAAGGCAGUUCUCCAGCUUGAAUCCCUCGCCGAUCAAGCGACGAGUGUCCAGGCGAAGCUGGAUGCGUUGCUGACGCAGCUGAAAACAUGCGAGUAUACCAAGGACGCCUUCCAAUCCACGCUGGCGUCCAUGCAGUCGCAGAUUUACGCCCUUACUCUUCAAGGGUUUGUCAAUCUCCCUGCCUUUGUAAACGCAUGGCAAGCGCGCGUAGACGAUGUGCUUGUGUCGCGCAUGGAAGAGGCUCUGACUGCGUUGUGUGCUAACCUCGACGAUCCAUCACAAUGGCGCGAGGAUCUCCCGAUCGUGCAUAUUGUUGUGCGUUCCAAUACACUGCAGCUUGACCCGCCUGUGGAGCAGGCACAAAUGUACUGGUUCCAAGCGUUGGGCUCGUGCUUGGAUACUGUGCUGCAGCAGGUGCAGCUCAACGUUACGUCUGAAGUAUGGACGCGUCAAGAGCAACGCGCUCGCACACUGCAAGGCCUCAUGGUGCGUCUACCGCCUGCUGCCUUGCAGGCGCCGCUGCAGCGUGUCCAACGUGCGAUGGAAGAGGCGCGGGCGUAUGCCGACCGAUGGUUGGCCCUGCAAGUGCUCUGGGACGUGGAACCCGAUACAGUCGCGCCCGAUGCGUCCAUGGAGACCUGGCUGUCGUUACUGUCCGAGAUCCGCACGACGCGCUCCUUUAUUGAAGCGCCAGCGAGGCGAUCAAAGGGUCUGAUCCAUCUAGAUGCGACGCUUGCGCAAUCACGUGUUCUUACUCGCUUUGAGGCAUGGUAUGCAGCCCUUGGAACGCGCUUUGCUGCCUACUUGCAUACGUGCCUCCGCGAUAUGCAUACUACGAUGACCACAUGGCGCACCACUCUCGAGCCUCUGAGUGCGAUGCACACCUCCACAACGCAAGUGGUCCAGCUGAUUACUAGCGUGGCACAGCUCACGCACGAGCUUCGGACAUGGACGCCGUAUGUGGACCUGCUCGCGCAGGGUCAAUCGCUGCUGCUGCAGCAGCGGUGGCCACGUCCCCAGGACUGGGUCUAUGCGGAGCAAGUAAAAGCAGAUCUAUCGACGUUGCGAGAACUGCAUGCUCAGAAGCAUGCUUCCAUUGAGGCCCAGCAAGAAAGCCUGCAUGUACGCAUGGCCCAGGAAACGCGCGCAUUGUCUGCGCAAGCCCAAUCCCUGCAGGAGGCCUGGGCGCAUGAACGGCCUAGCCAAGGUGCUGUGCCUGUGGCCGAGGCCCUACGUGUGUUGGGCGAGUACGAAGCCCGUGUGAGUGCGCUGCAAAAGCAGGCGGGUAUGCUAGCGGACGCACGCGAAGUCUUUGGCCUCGAAGCCCACGACGAAAGCAUCUUGAGCGUCGUGGCUGACGAGGUUACGCGGCUCAAGCAGGUAUGGAGUGCGCUCGCCGAGCUGUGGGGCGAGUUGGACGAACUUCGGCAGACGCCCUGGAGCCGCGUGCAAGUGCGUCAAGUGCGGCAGCGUUUGGAAUCCAUCCUGCGGUCCUGCCGUGCGCUGCCCAGUCGCGUUCGUGCGUACGAAGCAUACGAAACGCUGCAUGACCAUGUUCAGUUUUUGCUAACGCACAUCAAAGUGUUAGGCGAUCUCCAAUCCGAAGCGUUCCAAUCGCGGCACUGGCGGUCCUUGCAUACCAAUCUCGGCGCGCCCCGGUACGUGGCCAGCACGCAUACGUUGGGCGAUGUAUGGGCGCUCGAUUGGCACUUGCAUCUCACUACUAUCCAAGCCGCGAUUGCUGAGGCGCAAGGCGAGUAUGCGUUGGACGUCUACUUGCAGCAAGUGCGCGACGCAUGGACGGCGUACACACUAGAGCUGGUCGACUAUCGGCAUGAAUGCAUGCUUCUGCGUGGUUUUGAUACGAUUUUCCAGCUGGCACAAGAGCAUGCUGGCGGAUUGCAGGCCAUGGCGGCCAGCGCAUACUAUCGUACAUUUGAAGAAGAGGCGCACAUGUGGGAGGAGCGCGUAGCCCGCAUCCAUACUACGUUUGAUUUGUGGACCGAUGUGCAACGCCAAUGGGUCUACUUGCGUGGCGUAUUUAGUGCCGGUGCUGAUAUGGCGCAUAUGCUUCCUGUGGAGAGCGGCCGAUUCCAGAGCGUCAGCAGUGAGUUCUUGGCCCUGCUGAAAAAGGUCGUAAAGUCGCCACGUGUGCUGGACGUGAUCCAGAUUCCAGGGAUCCGUGGGUCGUUGGAGCGACUUACAGAGCUCUUGCAUCGAAUUCAAACAGCUUUGGGCGAGUACUUGGAGCGUGAACGCGCACGAUUCCCACGCUUUUACUUUGUGGGUGACGAAGAUCUGCUGGAUAUGCUGGGUCAUGGCCGCGAUGUCGUCCACGCCUCUAAGCAUCUGACUAAAAUGUUUGCGGGCGUCGCAUCAGUCGUGGUCGAGCAAGGUCAGAUCCAGGCGAUCCGUACGACAGCCGACGAAGUGGUCGAUCUGCAUACCCCGAUUCCUGUGCGCCAAGAUGUGCCUGUGCAUGUAUGGUUACAGGCACUUGAGCAAGGUAUGCCACAGACCUUAAAAGCACUGCUCCCGUCCGUCUUGGAGCGUGUUGAAGCUCUUGAUAUGAAUGACAAGGAUGCGCUUGCGGCGUUCUUGGCCAUGGCUCCAACGCAGCUGGUUCUGCUGGCUUGGCAAAUCGCAUUUGUACGUCGCGUGGAAGCGUGUCCGUCUCAGCCAGGACACUGGACAGCGAAGGACUUACAGCCUCUACAUGCAUGGAUCACGGCGCCCUGCGCACACCUGUCAUCGCUCGCAGGCGAUGUUGCUACGCUUCGUCGCCCAGCCGAACAAUGCCUAGCGCUGUUGCUCUUCCUCACUACGGUUCUCCACCAGAUCACGGACGCGUCGCCGUUUGUUUGGCAACAGCAAUUGCGUCAUUACUGGGACGGCACCGAGGUCCAUGUACGUAUGGCGUAUGCGUCCUUCACGUACGGCUUUGAGGUGUUAGGUGCACAAGAGCGCCUCAUCCCUACGCCACUGACGAAUGCAAGCUACAUUACGCUUACGCAGGCGCUCAAGGCACGGCAGGGUGGCGCGCCAUUUGGUCCAGCAGGGACCGGCAAAACAGAAACGGUCAAGGCUCUCGGUGCGGAGCUCGGUCGAUGGGUGUUGGUGUUCAACUGUGACCAGCAGUUUGAUGAGAGUGCGAUGGCUCGUUUGUUGCUGGGCCUGGCACGUGUCGGUGCGUGGGGCUGCUUUGACGAGUUCAAUCGAUUGGAUGAGCGUGUGUUGUCGAGUGUGUCACAGUCUAUGCAGGCCGUGCAGCAGGCAUUGGCGCAUGAGACAGAAGCUCGGAUUGGGUCGGUGCUUACGCGCGUCCAACCGUCUACAGGGCUCUUUGUUACGAUGAACCCAAGCUAUGCAGGGCGAUCGCAUUUGCCAGACAAUCUGGUGAAGCUUUUCCGCCGCGUAGCCAUGACGCAGCCAGAUUCCACCUUGAUCGUGGAAGGAUGGCUGCGUAUGCAUGGAUUUACUGAUGCCAGUUCGUUGGCAUGCAAGAUGGUGACGCUGUUCCAGCUGUGUAUGGAACAGCUGAGCGAUGCACCUCACUACGACUUUGGAUUGCGUGCGCUCAAAGCGGUACUGGUGGGCGCGGCUCAUGCACGUCGAUCGAACCCUGCAGAGUCGGAGAUCAAUGUAAUUGUGCAGAGCGUGCAAGAGACGGUGCCCCCACGCUUGGUAGCCGAAGAUGCGCCGUUGUUUGCCGAGCUGGUCGCGGAUGUGUUCCCUGGCAUUGCCCCCAGCUCUUCAAUGUCGAAGGACCUGGUACAGGCCCUGGAGGCCGAAUGUGAAGCACAGCAUCUCGGGACGGGUGCCUGGCUUGAAAAGAUAUGGCAGCUACAUCACGUUCUGGAUAUCGCACCAGGUGUGGUGUUGGUCGGUGAGGCUGGUACAGGCAAGACGCGGGCAUGGCGUACGCUCCUGCAAGCCCUGGAGCGCGUCGAGCAGCGUGCCGGUGUAGCCCAUGUAUUAGACCCGAAAGUGCUUAGCAAGGAAGCAUUGUAUGGUACAUGGGAUCCCACGACGCGUGAAUGGACGGAUGGUCUCUUUACCUAUACGCUUCGCCGCAUUCUCGAUCGUGCGUCGACACAGCGCCACUGGAUCGUAUUCGAUGGCGACUUGGAUCCGGACUGGGUCGAGACGCUGAAUAGUGUGCUGGACGACAAUCGACAGCUGACACUGCCGACCGGUGAACGUUUGCCGUUGCCCUCGAACGUCCGACUUCUCUUUGAGGUGGACUCAGUGGCGUAUGCGACGCGUGCCACCAUUACGCGAUGUGGUAUGGUAUGGUUCCCCAGCGAUGCUGUGACACCCGCUAUGCGUCAAUCGCAUACAAUGGCAUGCUUGCAAGCCGCCUCGACAGACGAUGAUACCCUUUCGACACUCUCAGCGGCGCCUGGUGUCAUUCCUGAGACGCAGCGGAUCGUGGUCGAGGCCAUUGAGGCAUACUGGGCGCCUGGCAGUGUAUGGGAUGUCGCUCGUGCGUCCGCACUGCGUCAUGCCCACUGCAUGGUAUGGAGCGAGGCACGUGCCUUGGCCGCUUGGUUGACGUGGAUGCGCCGCGCUAUCCAGCGCGCGGUCAGAUACCAGGUGCGCCAUCCUGAUUUCCCUUUGAAUGAGGCGGAUAUGCGGACGUACGCCCAACGCUCCUUCCUCUUGGCGACGCUAUGGGCAAUGGCCGGCGACGCUACCGACGAAGUGAGGCAGGAGGUAUGUGCCGCUGUAGCCAAGCUGCCGUCCAUGCCGACGGUCCCAGGCCGUACAUGGUUCGACGUCGAUGUGGACAUCGCGCCUGGUGCGCCAUGGCGUGCAUGGUCGGAGGCCGUGCCGAAAAUCCGCGUGGAUGCACGUGUGCUCACAACGAGUGACUUGAUCAUCCCUACGGUCGAUACAGUACGACAUGAAUCGCUUCUGCAGAUGUGGCUGCAUGAGCAGCGGCCUGUCGUGCUAUGUGGCCCGCCCGGAGCCGGUAAGACUAUGGUCCUACUGGAAGUCCUGCGUCGUUGGCCGGACGUGGAUGUCGUGACGCUAAACUUCUCGUCGCAGACGACAUGCGAUACGUUGCUACGUACGUUGGAGUCGCACUGUGUGUACGAGUAUACCGCCAGUGGUCAACGCCUGGUCCCACGAGCGCCUGGUCGUCGGUUGGUGUUGUUCUGCGACGAAAUCAAUUUGCCGACGCCGGACGCAUGUGGUACGCAGCGUGUCUUGGCACUGCUGCGACAGUGGAUUGAGCAUGGCGGCUUUUACCGCCAGCUGGCCUGGGUCACGCUGGAACGUAUCCAAAUUGUCGGUGCAUGCAAUCCACCCACCGACGCUGGACGUACACCGCUACCGCCUCGGUGGCUGCGGCAUACGCCCGUGGUCUGGGUGGGCUAUCCCUCAGACGAGGCCUUGGUACAGAUUUACAGCACGCUGGCGCAGGCGCUCUUGCAGUCUAUGCCGUCACUCCUAGGCUAUGUCGAUGCCGUGGCGCGGGGUAUGGUGACGUACUUCCGCGCGACGCAAGCGCACUUUUCUACGGCGCAGCAGGCGCAUUAUGUGUACUCUCCGCGUGAGUUGACGCGGUGGAUUCGUGGCAUGCACCAACUGAUGACGACCGAUACCGACUUGGACGACCUAGUUCGAAUCUGGGCGCAUGAAGCAUUGCGUGUCUUCCAGGACCGCCUUGUGACCCCAGAGGACAAGGCAUGGAGUGACGAGGCGCUGGACGAGGCGGCCCGUACUGCCUUCCCCGGCUUGGAUGUGCGUCGCGUGCUACGUCGGCCGUUGCUGUACUCAGACUGGCUCUCGCGAACAUCGAAGCGCGUUGAUCGUGAGGCGCUACGUUCGUAUGCGCACGCGCGUCUGCGUGGCUUUGCAGAGGAAGCGCUGGAGACAGAGCUGGUCUUGCAUGAUGCUGUGCUUGACUUGGCCCUACGCUGCGACCGUGUAUUGCAGCAGCCGGCAGGCCACUUGCUGCUGAUCGGUGUCGCAGGCUCUGGCCGCACGACUAUGGCGCGCUUUUGUGCGUGGCUGCGAGGCUUGGCGCUGUACAAUCUGCCCACGUCGCGUGCCUACGACGAAGCCCGCUUUGACGAUGACCUGCGUGCGCUCUUGCGUCGGGUGGGUAUUCGUGGCGAGCGUGUGUGCUGGACGCUGGACGAGAGCCAAAUGGCCGUGCCGGCGCGUGUAGAGAAACUCAACACACUCUUGGCCAACGCCGAGGUGGCUGGGCUCUUCGAGGGGGAUGAGUACACGUCGUUGUUGUCAGCCUUGCGUGACGCAGCUCAACGCCAAGGCUUGGUGUUGCAUGCCGACGACGAACUGCUCUCGUUCUUCCGUGCCCAGAUCACGGCGAAUCUGCACGUGGUACUCACGAUGACGCCACCACGCGACGAUCUGACCAAGCGGGCGACAGCCUCGCCAGCGUUGUUGAACCGAUGCACCUUAGUCUAUUGCUGGUGA